AUGUCUCGGCGGCGGCGGCGCAGGAUCGGAUGGGAGUGGGGCCUACCGUUCCUUCAGUACGGGCCAGAAUGGAGGAAACAGCGCAGGAUCAUCUGGCAGCAGUUUCACCCGGGUGUCAUCCCCAAAUAUCACCCUGCUCUGAUCGAGGGCGCGCGUCGGUUGGUGCUGCGCUUGCUCGAUGAUCCCGAUCGGCUCCCCGAGCACAUUCUCUAUGCAAUCGGUGGGACAAUCGUCGAAGCGACCUAUGGCCUUACUGUAGCCGCCGAAGACGACAAAUACAUCACCAUCGCUAAUCGCUCGGUCCAGGACGUGCAUCGCCUCGUCAGUAUUUCUGCCAUGGUUUUCCAAGCACUUCCCGCGCUUGCGCGCGUUCCGACCUGGCUUCCAUUACCUGGCGUGGGGAUUCUUCGUGCUCUCGAAGAGGCUCGGAUGUGGGCUAAGAAGAUGCGCAACGAGUCAUGGGAGGACGCAAAGGCGGCAACUGAAAAAGGAAGCGCGAAGCCGUCCACAGUCAGCCUGAUGAUAGAAAAUAUGACGCACCUAAGUCCGGAAGACGCCGCGAGGGAAGAAGAGUCUUGCAAGAGUGUGGGAGCGGUGAUAUAUUCUGCUGGAAUAGAUACGACAUAUAGCAUCAUCAGCGCGUUCUUCAUGGCCAUGGCACUGCAUCCAGAAGUCCAACAGAAGGCGCGCGCCGAGCUCGACGCUGUGGUCGGUGGAGCCCGACUGCCGACCUUCUCGGACAGGGAGAACCUCCCAUAUGUGAAUGCGAUUUUGAGAGAAGUUGGACGCUGGCACGUCGUCGCACCCAUGGGGUUCCCCCGCGCCACGACGGAGGAUGACGAGUACAAGGGCUACUUCAUCGCAAAGGGCACGGCCGUGAUUGUGAACGCGUGGGCGAUCCUCCACAAUCGGGAACUCUACCCAGAUCCUGACGCAUUCAAGCCAGAACGCUUCUUGAAAGACGGAAAGAUUGAUCCCGACAUCAUGGAUCCUAGCAGUGUUUCGUUCGGACUAGGGCGACGCGGUUGCCCAGGGCGCCAUCUCGCAGAGGCGUCAGCGUUUAUCUACAUGGCAUUUGUCUUGCAGAACCUGGUCAUCUCUCGACCUCUUGGCGAGGACGGAGAGCCCAUCCCGUUUGAACCGAGCGUCCGUGGGGAUAUCAUAAUUGCCUUCAAGGACUUGCGAUGUGUUAUCAAGCCGCGCUCGGAGAGCACUUUGACGCUGAUUCGGCAGGACGACUCGUCCAUGUGA
Molecule: messenger RNA, 1251 nt
Organism: Epithele typhae
Lineage: Eukaryota; Fungi; Basidiomycota; Agaricomycetes; Polyporales; Epitheliaceae
Product: cytochrome P450
Exons: 8
Coding region: 1-1251 (416 amino acids)
Molecular function (GO): monooxygenase activity; iron ion binding; heme binding
Source: RefSeq, a predicted model, not a curated record